GCUUGCCGCGGGGGGGAGGGAGGGGGUAGCAGUUGAUGCUGGCAGCGGCUCAGCCUGUGACAGGGAACUCAGACGACACCGCGGCCUGUGAGGGGAUGGGUGGGGGGGAGAGAGAGAGCCGGAUAAUGUGAGAGGAGAAGCGGGAGCCGGCGGCGAUGGGCAGUGAGCCGAGCACAGGCCGGGGUGGAGCGGGGCCCGAGCAGCCCGGGAGGACACGGCAGAGAGGUCAUCUGACCAAGAAAGAAGCCGCGGCCUCCAAGUGGAAAAGCGUCUUGUCCAGCGUGGGUCUCUCCGUCUCCGGCUGGUACACCCUCGGACCCUUUCAAGCAGCCCGCAAGCCCUUUCCGGACCCCUUGCAGAUCUGUGAGAAAAGAGCGCAGACCGUUGAUGCUGCGUGCCCUCCAGAAUGGCCUUUCCCCCGCUUCGUCUCGCUCUUCUUCCCGGAGUUCCCCUUCCGAUCGCAGCCUUUGGAGCAACAGUUUGAGGUUCUGGCAUUCAUCGCAAAAGGUUCGUCUGGAUCGAUUUUGAAAGUGUCUCAAGGGACUGAGAAGAAGAUAUACGCUGUAAAAGUGUUGCUGAAAACAGAGGUUCUGCAGCAAGACGUCCUUCAGCAAUGCAAGGAUGAAGUUAUUAUCCAGAAACAGGUUCGGCAUCCGUUUGUGCUGAGUUUACUGGAGUGUUGGCAGACAUCACGGCAGCUCUUUAUUAUGUGCGACUACUGCUCCACUGGUGACCUCUUCAUGCUUUGGUCCACCCACGGGCCGUUCGCCGAGGGGAAGCUCCGAGUGUUUGCAGCCGAGCUGGGCUCUGCGUUGGGGUUUCUCCAUGACUUCGGAGUCAUUCAUCGCGACGUGAAGAUGGAGAAUAUUCUUAUCAACGACAAAGGCCACCUGAAGUUGACUGACUUCGGUCUGUCACACAGACUACGCCGGGGAGAGCGAGCAUACACCAUCUGUGGGACAAUGCAGUACAUGGCCCCUGAAGUGCUGAGUGGAGGGCCCUACAAUCACUCCUCAGACUGGUGGUCGCUGGGAAUACUGCUGCACGUGUUGGCAACCAACCGGUUUCCUGUGGAGCCUGAAACCGACCAUUCCGCAAUGCUGGUCAGCGUACAGAUGGCCGACUUAACACCUCCAGCGACUGUCAGCCACAGCCUUGCCCUCCUACUUGCAGAGCUCCUGUGCAAGAACCCCCUGCGUCGUCUGCGACUCCUCGACCACUUCGCACACCAGCACUUCUUCCAGGGCUUGUCCUUCGAUCCAGACUUACUGCAGAAACUUCCCAUGGACUCCCCGCUCUCCGCCGAGAAACUCACAGCCCUUCCCGAUCCCUUCCGAGAUUUUGACGGCGACUUCUUAGGGGAGGAGAGACUGACGCUGCCUUUGGCAGGGUGAUCAGAGAGCCUGAGGGCUCGCACGUGUCAUUACACCAGGGCCAAUUGGGAGCUUUGGGUUUUAGCUCUGAAAUGUCCAGAGCUCCGGGAGCCACACUUCUCGCUACUAUCUCUGGAAAUGUUUUUGUCUUAGACGCACAGGCUGUAGAACAAGAGGACAGGACAGCGAGCCGGUAGACCGUAGAUCAGUACAGGUUGUGUAAAUUAACUGUUUGGGAGUAAAAUAACACGUCAGUCGAGCCUGGAAUCAUUCCAGAAUGUGUAAAAUGUGUAACUAAACAUGUCUGAAUAAAACAACUAAGAAG
Callorhinchus milii (elephant shark) is the source of this 1698-nucleotide messenger RNA. RefSeq names its product ribosomal protein S6 kinase related b (gene rskrb). The transcript has 12 exons. Gene Ontology annotation, biological process: protein phosphorylation. Bases 156 to 1394 code for a protein of 412 amino acids. Gene Ontology annotation, molecular function: ATP binding; protein kinase activity. The record is from RefSeq and is a predicted model, not a curated record. NCBI's taxonomy places the organism in Eukaryota, Metazoa, Chordata, Chondrichthyes, Chimaeriformes, Callorhinchidae.